GGCUGUGAAGGGAUCGAGAUAACAGUAAACAACAAAGUAGGUGAAAGGUUAGAUUUCGGCCACAGGGGGCGCUAGUGCUUCUGGAAUACAAAUCAAAACGAAAAAGAGGGAAACCGCGGAAGACCCUCACGGCGACCAACUUGAGUGUAGCCAGGGCGUUUGGGCUCUGCAGCCAGUCGGUCAUCAGGGCCAUGUCGUCGUCAGCCGGUCCAACCCCCCCUUACACCACCCUGGCCAUCAGCCGGCCAGCACAGGAUGUCACGCAUGUGGAGCUUCACCGUCCUAACAAGCGCAACGCCAUGAACAAAGCUUUCUGGAGUGAGAUGGUGGACUGCUUUAACGAGAUCUCCAAUGACCCAGACUGCAGAGUGGUGGUGUUCUCUGCCGCAGGGAAGGUUUUCACAGCGGGCAUUGACCUGAUGGACAUGGCUGGUGACAUACUGCAGCCUCACGGUGACGACACGGCACGCAUUUCUUGGAACAUUAGGAAGACUAUCUGCAAGUUCCAAGAUACUUUUUCAGUCAUAGAGAGGUGUCCAAAGCCAGUGGUAGUGGCUGUCCAUGGCGCUUGUGUGGGAGGAGGUGUCGACCUGAUCACCGCCUGUGACAUCCGCCUGUGUACCCAGGAUGCCUGGUUCCAGGUCAAGGAAGUUGACAUCGGACUCGCAGCAGAUGUGGGAACUCUGCAGAGGCUCCCGAAAGUCAUUGGCAGUCGCAGCCUGGUCAAUGAGUUAGCUCUGACUGCAAGGAAGAUGUACGCAGAUGAGGCCAAGAGCAGUGGACUGGUCAGCCGCGUGUUUGCAGACAAGGAGGCGAUGAUGACUGGCGCACUGGAACUGGCCGGAGAGAUUGCUGCUCGCAGCCCCGUUGCUGUGCAGGGAACCAAAGUGAACCUGGUCUACUCCAGAGACCACAGUGUGGCAGAGGGCCUCGAGUACAUGGCUGCGUGGAACAUGAGCAUGCUUCAGACUGAAGAUUUGAUGAAGUCUGCUCAGGCCUCCAUGGAGAAGAAGAACAUCAAGACUGUCACUUUCUCCAAACUAUGAGCCUGCUAACAGCUGCCUUCUGUCCCAAAGAUAUGAACAUUUUGGGUGAGAAACUCAUUACUAAACAAAAAGUGCAUGUAACUUUUAUGCACAGUAAGGUAAACCAGCAGUAUGUCAGUUUCCUAAGUGUGGGUAGCUGCAAAGUGCAUUUCUCAAAAAGAUGAGCCAAAUUCAGUGGCCUGAUUUAACCUCUAAAUCAAGUAUUGUUUUUCAUCUUCAUUAAUGUAAAAUACAUGUGAAUGUUAUUCAUCUAUUAAAAGCUUUUGAAAGUUCAA
Doryrhamphus excisus (bluestripe pipefish) is the source of this 1321-nucleotide messenger RNA. RefSeq names its product enoyl CoA hydratase 1, peroxisomal (gene ech1). Gene Ontology annotation, cellular component: mitochondrion. Gene Ontology annotation, molecular function: delta(3,5)-delta(2,4)-dienoyl-CoA isomerase activity. The record is from RefSeq and is a predicted model, not a curated record. NCBI's taxonomy places the organism in Eukaryota, Metazoa, Chordata, Actinopteri, Syngnathiformes, Syngnathidae.